AUGGAAGUGACUGUCUCGGACUGCCUUUCGAUUUUUUUUAUAAAAAGAAAAAAAAAGUUUCUUGUCAUCCCUCUACCCUUCAUCAAGAACGACACAUGGCCAAGAGUUUAAGAUCAGCAACUAAGAAGAGAACCAGAGCCAUCAAGAGAGAACAAGUAUUUAAGCCUGUUGAAGAUGCUCGUCUCGAACGCUUAGCAAAGGCACAAGCAGAAGCUGCCAAGAAGGAAAGUGUAGGUGAUUAUAUGGAAGCAGAAACAGACAAAAAAGCAGAAGAUGCUAUGGAUUUGGGCGAAAAGAAGAAGAUUUCUACAAGUGGACCUCGUAGUAAUCGACAUGCCAGAAAGUUAAGAGAAAAGAAGAAGAAGGGCAAGAAGUCUGCCAUCAAGUUUUAAAAGAUAUCAAUUUUUUUGUAUUGUAAAUAAACCUGUCAUUUCAUAAGC
This is a messenger RNA of Gilbertella persicaria, 440 nucleotides long. RefSeq lists its product as uncharacterized. Gene Ontology annotation, cellular component: preribosome, large subunit precursor. Bases 96 to 392 code for a protein of 98 amino acids. NCBI's taxonomy places the organism in Eukaryota, Fungi, Mucoromycota, Mucoromycetes, Mucorales, Choanephoraceae. The transcript has 2 exons. The record is from RefSeq and is a predicted model, not a curated record.